UCUGAGGACCGGCCGGAGUGUGGGCUGCUGGGUGAAAACUGUGUCGGUCCUGGGCCUUGGAGGGAGGUAAGACCCAGCAGCCCUGGCCUCACCGUCUGGGCCCUAGGCUUGGACCCUGACUGAAGCUCCCCCCAAGACAGGUCAUCCCCGCCACCACCAUCAUGGCUCACUCCACUUUCACCGGUGCACCACGCUUCCUGACUAGGCCCAAGGCCUUCGUGGUGUCAGUGGGCAAAGACGCCACGCUGAGCUGUCAGAUUGUGGGCAACCCCACGCCGCAGGUGAGCUGGGAGAAGGAUCGGCAGCCGGUGGAGGCAGGGGCACGUUUUCGACUUGCCCAGGACGGCGACCUAUACCGCCUCACCAUCCUGGACCUUGCGCUUGGUGACAGCGGGCAGUAUGUGUGUCGGGCUCGCAACGCUAUUGGUGAAGCCUUUGCGGCCGUGGGCCUGCAGGUGGAUGCAGACGCUGCAUAUGCAGAGCAGGCGCCCCACUUCCUGCUGCGGCCCACAUCCAUCCGCGUGCGCGAGGGCGCCGAGGCCACCUUUCGCUGUCGCGUGCGCGGGUCGCCGCCUCCGGCGGUGAGUUGGUCCAAAGACGGGCGGCGCCUGGGCGCGUCCGACGCCCCCCGCGUGCGCGUGGAGGAGAGCGGUGAGGCAAGUGCACUGCGCAUCCAGGCGGCGCGACCUCGAGACGGCGGCACCUAUGAGGUACGAGCUGAAAACCUGCUGGGCGCCGCGAGUGCUGCCGCUGCACUCGUGGUGGACCCGGACUCUGACGCUGCCAGCCCGCCUGGGGCCUCCACCGCCGGCCUCCUGGCACAUCUGCAGCGGCGUCGCGAGGCCAUGCGCGCCGAGGGCAUUCCGCCCUCGCCACCCGGUGCCGGCACGCGCACGUGCACAGUGACAGAGGGCAAGCACGCACGUCUAAGUUGCUAUGUGACCGGUGAGCCCAAGCCCGAGACCGUAUGGAAGAAGGAUGGGCAGGUGGUGGCUGAAGGCCGGCGUCACAUGAUAUACGAGGACGCGCAGGAGAACUUCGUGCUCAAAAUUCUCUUCUGCAAGCAGUCGGACCGCGGCCUCUACACUUGCACGGCGUCCAACCUCGUAGGGCAGACCUUCAGUUCCGUGCUAGUCGUCGUACGAGAGCCCGCUGUGCCCUUCAAGAAGCGCCUGCAGGACUUGGAGGUGCGGGAGAAGGAGUCGGCCACGUUCCAGUGCGAGGUCCCGCAGCCGUCCACUGAGGCUGCGUGGUACAAGGAAGAGACUCGGCUGUGGGCGAGCGCCAAGUAUGGCAUCGAGGAGGAGGGCACGGAGCGCCGGCUGACCGUACGCAACGUCUCUGCAGACGACGACGCCGUGUACAUAUGCGAGACGGCAGAGGGCAGCCGCACGGUGGCGGAGCUUGCGGUGCAAGGCAACCUCACUCGCAAGCUCCCUCGGAAGACAGCAGUGCGUGUGGGUGACACGGCCAUCUUUUAUGUGGAGCUGGCUGUCCCGCAGGGCCCCGUCCGCUGGCUGCGGAAUCAGGAGGAGAUGGUGGCCGGGGGCCGCGUGGCCAUCACCGCGGAUGGCACUUGCCACACGCUGACCAUCUCCAAGUGCAGUCUGGAGGAUGUGGGCGAGGUCGUCUUCCUGGCUGGCGACUGUAGGACGUCCACCCAGUUCUGUGUGUCUGCCCCCAGGAAGCCGCCCCUGUACCCGCCUGUGGAUCCUGUGGUGAAAACCAGGACCGAGAGUACUGUGACCCUUGGCUGGUCCCCACCACUCCAAGGGGACCGUCCUGUCACCAUCGAUGGCUACUUGGUGGAGAAGAGGCGGCUUGGUGCCUAUGCCUGGAGCAGAUGCCACGAGGCUGAGUGGGUAGCCACGACAGAGCUGACUGUAGGGGGCGUGGCUGAGGAGGGAGACUUCCAGUUCCGGGUGUCAGCUGUCAACAGCUUUGGCCAGAGUCCCUACCUUGAGUUCUCAGGGACUUUGCAUCUGGCUCCUCAGCUGGCUGUGAGGACGCCCCUGAAGGCGGUGGAGGCAGUGGAGGGUGGUGAGGUCACCUUUUCUGUGGACCUCACGGUGGCCUCAGCGGGCGAGUGGUUCCUGGAUGGACAGCUCCUGAAGGCCAGCAGUGUGUAUGUGAUCCGCUGCGACCGCACCCGGCACACGCUCACUAUCCGCGAGGUGCCUGCCAGCCUGCAUGGGGCGCAGCUCAAGUUCGUGGCUGAUGGCAUUGAGAGCAGCAUUCGAAUGGAGGUUCGCGCAUCCCCAGGGCUCACUGCCAACAAGCCGCCAGCCACGGCUGCCCGGGAGGUGCUGGCCCGGCUGCAUGAGGAGGCACAGCUACUGGCUGAGCUCUCUGACCAGGCUGCUGCUGUGACAUGGCUGAAGGAUGGCCGUGCACUGCCUCCAGGUCCCAAGUACCAGGUGCAGGCGUCGGCCGGGCAGCGAGCACUGCUUGUGCGUGAUGUGGUGCGGGACGAUGCUGGGCUCUAUGAGUGUGUCAGCCGUGGGAGCCGCAUCGCCUACCAGCUGUCCGUGCAAGGCCUUACACCCUUUCUGCACAAGGACACGGCAGGUGGCUGUGUGGAUGCCGUGGCUGGGGGCCCAGCUCAAUUUGAGUGUGAAACCUCAGAGGCCCACGUCCGUGUGCGAUGGUACAAGGAUGGUGCUGAGCUGGGUCGCUCCUGCCAGCACUUUUCGCAGGAGGACAUAGGGACCCGGCACCGGCUGGUGGCAGCCUCAGUCACCAGGCAAGAUGAAGGCACCUACUCUUGCCGUGUGGGUGAGGAUUCUGUGGACUUCCGGCUCCGGGUCUCCGAGCCCAUAGCAGUAUUUGCUAAGGAUCAGCCAACACACAGCAAGGUGCAGGUCAUGACAGGAAACAGUGCCACGCUGAGCUGUGAGGUGGCCCAGGCCCACACGAAGGUGACGUGGUACAAGGAUGGGAAGAAGCUGAGCGGGAACUCCAAUGUGUGUGUGGAGGCCACAGGCUGUGGGCGGCGGCUGGUGGUGCGGCAGGCAGGCAAGGCGGAUGCUGGGGAGUACAGCUGUGAGGCCGGGGGUCAGAAGGUCUCCUUCCAUCUGGACAUCACAGAGCCUACAGUGGUGUUUUCCAGGGAGCAGCCAGUAUGCAGCAAAGUGCAGGCUGAGGUGGGGGCCAGCGCCACACUAAGCUGUGAGGUGGCCCAGGCCAAGACAGAGGUGACGUGGUACAAGGAUGGGAAGAAGCUGAGCUCGAGCUCAAAAGUGCACAUGGAGGCCACGGGGUGCAGGCGGCAGCUGGUGGUGCAGCAGGCAAGCAAGGCAGACACUGGAGAGUAUAGCUGCCAGGCCGGGGGCCAGAAAGUCUCCUUCCACUUGGAUGUCACAGAGCCCAAGGCAGUGUUUGCCAAGGAGCAGUCAAUGAGCAGUGAGGUGAAAGCCGAGGUAGGAGCCAGUGCCACAUUGACCUGUGCAGUGGCCCAGGACCAGACAGAGGUGACAUGGUACAAGGAUGGGAAGAAGCUGACUUCAAGCUCAAAAGUGCGUGUGGAGACCACGGGAUGCACGAGGCAGCUGGUGGUGCAGCAGGUGGGCAAGGCGGACGCUGGAGAGUACGUCUGCGAGGCCAGGGGUGAGAGAGUCUCCUUCCGCCUGAACGUCACAGAGCCUGUUGUGGCAUUUUCCAAGGAUCAGCCAGUGAGCAACAAGGCACAGGCUGAAGUGGGGGCCAGUACUACUCUGAGCUGCAAGGUGGCCCAGGCUCAGACGAAAGUGGCAUGGUACAAGGAUGGGAAGAAGCUGACCUCAAGCUCAAAAGUGUGUGUGGAGACUACGGGAUGCACGAGGCAGUUGGUGGUAAAGCAGGUGGGCAAGGCAGAUGCCGGGGAGUAUACCUGCGAGGCUGGGGGCCAGAGAGUCUCCUUCCACCUAGAUGUUACAGAGCCCCCAGUGGUGUUUGCAAAGGAUCAGCCUGCCCACAGGGAGGUAAAGGCUGAAGCAGGGGCCAGUGCCACACUGAGCUGUGAUGUGGCCAAAGCCCAGACGGAGGUGACCUGGUACAAGAAUGGAAAGAAGCUGAGCUCGAGCUCGAAGGUGCGCAUGGAGGCCACAGGGUGCAGGCGGCAGCUGGUAGUACAACAGGCAGGCAAGGCGGAUGCUGGGGAGUACAGCUGUGAGGCCGGGGGCCAGAAAGUCUCCUUCCACCUGGACGUCACAGAGCCCACAAUGGCUUUUGCCAAGGAGCAGCUGGUGUGCAAGGAGGUAAAGGCUGAGGCAGGGGCUAAUGCUACCCUGAGCUGUGAGGUGGCCAAAGCCCAGACGGAGGUGGCAUGGUUCAAGGACGGAAAGAAGCUGAGCUCGAGUUCUAAGGUGCGCAUGGAGGCCACAGGGUGCAGGCGGCAGCUGGUGGUGCAGCAGGCGGGCAAGGAGGAUGCUGGGGAGUACAGCUGUGAGGUGGGGAGCCAGAAAGUCUCCUUCCACCUGGAUGUCACAGAGCCCAAGGCAGUGUUUGCCAAGGAGCAGCCAGCACGUAGUGAGGUAAAGACUGUGGCAGGUGCCAGUGCCACACUGAGCUGUGAGGUGGCCCAAGCCCAGACGGAGGUGACAUGGUACAAGGAUGGGAAGAGGCUGAGCUCAAGUGCAAAAGUGCAUGUGGAGGCCUCAGGCUGCACAAGGCGGUUGGUGGUGCAGCAGGCGGGCAAGAUGGACGCUGGGGAGUACAGCUGUGAGGUGGGGGGCCAGAGGGUCUCCUUCCACCUGGAUGUCACAGAGCCCAAGGUGGUCUUUGCCAAGGAGCAGCCAGCACAUAGCGAGGUAAAGGCUGUGACUGGGGCCAGUGCCACACUGAGCUGUGAGGUGGCCCAAGCCCAGACAGAGGUGACGUGGUACAAGGAUGGAAAGAAGCUGAGUUCGAGCUCCAAAGUGCGUGUGGAGGUCACAGGCCGUGGUCGGCGGCUGGUGGUGCAGCAGGCGGGCAAGGAGGAUGCCGGGGAGUACAGUUGUGAGGCCGGGGGCCAGAAAGUCUCCUUCCACCUGGAUGUCACAGAGCCCAAGGUGGUCUUUGCCAAGGAGCAGCCAGCACAUAGCGAGGUAAAGGCUGUGACUGGGGCCAGUGCCACACUGAGCUGUGAGGUGGCCCAAGCCCAGACAGAGGUGACGUGGUACAAGGAUGGAAAGAAGCUGAGUUCGAGCUCCAAAGUGCGUGUGGAGGCCACAGGCCGUGGUCGGCGGCUGGUGGUGCAGCAGGCGGGCAAGGAGGAUGCCGGGGAGUACAGUUGUGAGGCCGGGGGCCAGAAAGUCUCCUUCCACCUGGAUGUCACAGAGCCCAAGGUGGUCUUUGCCAAGGAGCAGCCAGCACAUAGCGAGGUAAAGGCUGUGACUGGGGCCAGUGCCACACUGAGCUGUGAGGUGGCCCAAGCCCAGACAGAGGUGACGUGGUACAAGGAUGGAAAGAAGCUGAGUUCGGUGGAGGCCACAGGCCAUGGUCGGCGGCUGGUGGUGCAGCAGGCGGGCAAGGAGGAUGCCGGGGAGUAUAGUUGUGAGGCCGGGGGCCAGAAAGUCUCCUUCCACCUGGAUGUCACAGAGCCUGCUGUGGUGUUUGCCAAGGAGCAGCCAGCACACAGUGAGGUUAAGGCUGAAGCAGGGGUCAGUGCCAUACUGAGUUGUGAAGUGGCCCAAGCCCAGACGGAGGUGACCUGGUACAAGAAUGGGAAGAAGCUGAGCUCAAGCUCAAAAGUGCACGUGGAAGCAACAGGGUGCAGACGGCAGCUGGUGGUGCAACAGGCAGGCAAGGCAGAUGCCGGGGAGUACAGCUGUGAGGCUGGGGGCCAGAAGGUCUCCUUCCAUCUGGAUGUCGCAGAGCCUUCGGUGGUGGUGUUUGCCAAGGACCAGCUGGCACACUGUGAGGUGCAGACUGAAGUGGGGGCCAGUGCCACAUUGAGCUGUGAGGUGGCCCAGGCCCAGACAGAGGUGAUCUGGUACAAGGAUGGGAAGAAGCUGAGCUCAAGCUCAAAAGUACAUUUGGAGGCCUCAGGGUGCUUAAGGCGGCUGGUGGUGCAGAAGGCAAGCAAGGGGGAUGCUGGGAAAUACAGCUGUGAUGCCAGGGGCCAGAAGGUCUCCUUUAAUCUGAAUGUCACAGAGCCAUCGGUGGUAUUUGCCAAGGAGCAGCUGAUGCACUGUAAGGUGCAAGCCGAGGUGGGGGCCAGUGCCAUGCUGAGCUGUGAGGUGGCCCAGGCUCAGAAGGAGGUGACCUGGUACAAGGAUGGGAAGAAGCUGAGCACAAGCUCGAAAGUGCGUGUGGAGGCCACAGGAUGCACCAGGCAGUUGGUGGUGCAUCAGGCAGACAAGGGGGAUGCCGGGGAAUACAGCUGUGAGGCCGGGGGCCAGAAAGUCUCUUUCCACCUGAAUGUCACAGAGCCCAUAGUGGUGUUUGCCAAGGAGCAGCCAGCUCUCAGAGAAGUGCAGGCUGAAAUGGGAGCCAGUACCACACUGAACUGUGAGGUGGCCCAGGCCCAGACAGAGGUGACUUGGUACAAGGACGGGAAGAAGCUGAGUGGGAGCUCCAAAGUGCGUGUAGAGGCCACAGGCUGCACAAGACGACUGGUGGUGCAGCAGGUCAGCAAGGGGGAUGCUGGGGAGUACAGCUGUGAGGCAGGGGGCCAGAGGAUCUCCUUCUGCCUGAAUCUCACAGAGCCAGAGCCUGAGCCUCAAGUCUUGGAGAGACCUGGUCGCAAGGAACCUCUGGUGGUCAGGGAACAUGAGGACAUUGUCUUGACUGCCACUCUGGCUACACCCUCUGUGGCUGCGGUGACAUGGCUCAAGGAUGGGGUGGAGAUACGCCGCAGCAAGCGGCAUGAGACAGCCAGCCUGGGGGACACCCACACCCUGACUGUGCGCGGUGCCCAGAUCCUGGACAGUGCCAUCUACAGCUGCCGUGUGGGCACCGAGGGGCAGGACUUUCCAGUGCAGGUGGAAGAGGUGGUCACCAAGUUCUGCCGGCCUCUGGAGCCUGUGAGUGGAGAUCUGGGUGGCGCAGUGACACUGACCUGCGAGCUGAGCCCAGCACAGGCGGAGGUGGUGUGGCGUUGUGGAAGCACGCAGCUCCGGCCGGGCAAGCGCUUCCAGAUGGCAGCUGUAGGGCCGCUGCGCUCACUCACCAUCUCAGGCCUGCGUGAGGAGGAUGCGGGAGAGUAUGUGUGCGAGAGCCGCAAUGACCGCACCAGUGCACAACUCACUGUCAGUGUGCCCCGCGUAGUCAAGUUCAGAUCUGAGUUGAGUGCGGUGGUUGCAGAGGAGGGCUGUGAGGCCACCUUCCAGUGCGUGGUGUCCCCCAGCGAUGCAGUGGUCACAUGGUAUCGAAAUGGUGCCCAGCUUCAGCCCAGCGAGAAGUUUCUCAUAUCACAGAGCGGUGCCAGCCACAGCCUGACUAUCUCGAGCCUGGUGCUGGAGGAUGCCGGCCAGAUCACAGCAGAGGCUGAGGGUGCCUCUUCUGCAGCUGCCCUUCGGGUCCGAGAGGCACCAGUGCUGUUCAAAAGGAAGCUUGAGCCGCAGACAGUGGAGGAGAGGAGUUCAGUGACGCUGGAGGUAGAGCUCACACGCCCCUGGCCGGAGGUGAAGUGGACACGGAAUGCGGCCAUCCUGGCAUCAGGCGAGAACGUGGAAAUCCAUGCUGAGGGCGCUUGUCACCGGCUCGUUCUACACAACGUGGGUUUCACCGAUCGGGGCUUCUUUGGCUGUGAGACGCCAGAUGACAAGACGCAAGCCAAGUUGACAGUGGAAAUGCGCCAAGUCCGGCUGGUGCGGGGCCUGCAGGAUGUGGAGGCACGGGAACAGGGCGCAGCCACCAUGAAGGUGGAGCUGUCACAUGCUGACGUGGAAGGCAGCUGGACGCGGGAUGGCCUACGGCUCCAGCCAGGGCCCACAUGCCAAAUGGCUGUGCAUGGCCCCACCCACACCCUCACACUCUCGGAGCUGCAAAUUCAGGACAGUGGCCUUGUGGCCUUCAGGGCAGAGGGUGUGCACACAUCAGCACGGCUUGUCAUCACUGAGUUGCCUGUUCGAUUCGUCCGUCCACUGCAGGAUGUGGUGGCCACUGAAAAGGAGAAGGUCACCCUGGAGUGUGAGCUGUCCCGUCCCAAUGUUGACGUGCGGUGGCUGAAGGAUGGGGUGGAGCGGAGGGUUAGCAAGACAGUGGGCAUUUCGGCCCAGGGCACUUGCAGGAGUCUCAUCAUCUACCGGUGUGAGUUUGGGGACCAGGGCAUCUAUGUGUGUGACGCCCAGGAUGCACAGAGCUCUGCCUCCUUGAAAGUGCAAGGCCGCAACGUCCAGAUUGUGAGGCCCCUGGAGAACAUCGAAGUGACUGAGAAGGAGAGUGCCACAUUCAUCUGUGAGAUCUCCCACGAUGAGGUGCCUGCUCAGUGGUUCCGGGAGGGCACUAAGCUGCGACCCAGUGACAACGUGCGCAUUCGCCAGGAAGGAAGGAGGUACACUCUCAUCUAUCGGAGGGUCCUGGCUGAAGAUGCAGGAGAGAUCAAGUUUGUAGCUGAAAACGCAGAAUCACGAGCCCAGCUCCGAGUGAAAGAGUUGCCAGUGACUCUUCUGCGUCCCCUGCGGGACAAGAUCGCCAUGGAGAAGCACCGUGGAGUGCUGGAGUGCCAGGUGUCCCGGGCCAGUGCUCAGGUGCAGUGGUUCAAGGGCAGCAUGGAGCUGCAGCCUGGGUCCAAGUAUGAGAUGGUCAGCGACGGCCUUUACCGCAAGCUGGUCAUCAAUGACGUGCAGCCAGAGGAUGAGGACACCUACACCUGUGAUGCUGGUGACGUCAAGACCAGCGCUCAGUUCUUUGUGGAAGAGCAAUCCAUCACCAUCGUGCGGGGCCUGCAGGAUGUGACAGUGAUGGAGCCCGCCCCUGCAUGGUUCGAGUGUGAGACCUCCAUCCCCUCAGUGCGGCCACCCAAGUGGCUCCUUGGGAAGACUGUGCUGCAGGCAGGGAAGGAUGUGGGUCUGGAGCAGGAGGGCACUGUGCACCGGCUGACGCUGCGACGUACCUGUUCCACUAUGACGGGGCCAGUGCACUUCACCAUUGGCAAGUCCCGCUCCACCGCCCACCUCGUCGUCUCAGACAUUCCCAUGGUGCUCACACGGCCACUGGAGCCCAAGGUAGGGCGCGAGCUGCAGUCAGUGGUUCUGUCCUGCGACUUCAAGCCACCCCCCAAGGCUGUGCAGUGGUACAAGGAAGACACGCCCCUGUCUCCAUCCGAAAAGUUCAAGAUGAGGCUGGAGGGCCACAUGGCAGAGCUACGUGUCCUCCGGCUCACACCUGCUGAUGCUGGAGUCUAUCGGUGCCAGGCAGGCAGUGCCCAGAGUAGUGCUGAGGUCACUGUGGAAGUGCGAACGGUGACAGUGACACAGCCACUGCAGGAUGCUGAGGCCACAGAGGAGAGCCGGGUUUGCUUCUCGUGUGAGCUGUCCCACGAGGAUGAAGAAAUUGAAUGGUCGCUUAAUGGGACAAUCCUGUACAACGACAGCUUUCAUGAAAUCACACACGAGGGCCGCCGCCACACGCUGGUGCUGAAGAGUGUCCAGCAGGCAGACUCGGGCACCGUACAUGCCUCUUCCCCUAAGGUGUCCGUCUCUGCCCGCCUGGUGGUCAGAGCAAAGCCGGUAGUGUUCCUGAAAGCACUGGACGAUGUGUCUGUGGAAGAGCAUGGCACACUGGCUCUGCAGUGCGAGGUCUCAGACCCAGCGGCCCGUGUGCUGUGGCGCAAGGAUGGUGUGGAACUGGGCCCCAGCGACAAGUACGAUUUCCUCUACACGGCGGGGACACGGGGUCUCGUAGUACAUGACCUGAGCCAUGAGGAUGCUGGCCUGUAUACCUGCCACGUGGGCAGCGAGGAGACCCGGGCCCGGGUCAGCGUGCAUGACUUACACGUGGGUAUCACCAAGAGGCUGAAGACGAUGGAGGUGCUGCAGGGUGAGAGCUGCAGCUUUGAGUGCGUCCUGUCCCAUGAAAGCACCAGCGACCCUGCAGUGUGGACAGUCGGUGGGAAGACAGUGGGCAGCUCGGGCCACUUCCGGGCUACGCGCCAGGGCCGUAAAUAUACCCUGACAGUCCAAGACGCCACUCUGAGUGAUGCUGGGGAGGUGGUCUUCUCUGUGCGGGGCCUUACCUCCAAGGCCUCACUUAUUGUCAAAGAGAGGCCAGUGAACAUCACAAAGCCCCUGGAAGACCAGCAGGCCGUGCUGGGGGAGGACGUGAGGUUGAGCUGUGAGCUGUCAUGUGUGGGCACAGCAGUACGCUGGCUGAAGGACGGGAAGGCCAUCCGUAAGAGUCAGAAGUAUGAUGUGCUCAGUGAAGGCACUCGGGCUGUGCUGGUCAUCCGUGGGGCCACUCUCAAGGAUUCAGGAGAGUACACAUGCGAGACGGAAGCUUCCAAGAGCACAGCUAGCCUCCGUGUGCAAGAAAAGGCAAACCGGUUUACAGAGGAGCUGACUGACCUGCAGGUAGAGGAGAAGGGCACAGCAGUGUUCACCUGCAAGACGGAGCACCCCGUGACCAAGGUGACCUGGCGCAAGGGCCUCAUGGAGCUUCAGGCUUCAGGGAAGCACGUGCCCAGCCAGGAGGGCCUGAUCCUGAGACUCACCAUCAGUGCCCUGGAGAGGGCAGAUAGUGACACCUAUACCUGCGACAUUGGACAGGCCCAGUCCCAGGCCAGGCUUCUGGUGAAAGGCCAGAGAGUGCUCAUCACUGAGGACCUUGAGGAUGCAAAUGUGCGGGAGGGCUCCUCAGCCACCUUCUGCUGCCGUGUCUCCCCCGCUGACUACGGGCCUGUGCACUGGUUCUUGGAUAAGACACCGCUGCAUGCAAACGAGCUCAACGAGAUCCAGGCCCAGCCUGGGGGAUACCAUGUACUGACUCUACGGCAACUGGCACUCAAGGACUCGGGCACCAUCUACUUUGAGGCGGGUGAUCAGCGGGCCUCGGCCACCCUGCGGGUCACUGAGAAGCCAAGUAUCUUCUCUCAGGAGCUCACAGAUGCCACAGUCACUGAGGGUGAGGACCUGACCCUUACCUGUGAGACCACAGCUCCAGAAAGCCCUGUGCGCUGGACCAAAGAUGGGAAGGUUCUUCGGCCAUCUGCCCGGUGCCAGCUGAACUAUGAGGGUUGCCGGGCCCAGUUAGUCAUCAUUGGCACCUCCCUGCAGGAUGGUGGGCGUUACAAGUGUGAGGCUGGGGGCGCCUGCACCAGCUCCAUCGUCAGGGUCCACGGUCGGCCGGUGAGGUUCCGGGAGGCCCUAAAGGACUUGGAGGUGCUGGAGGGUGGUGCUGUGACACUGCGCUGUGUGCUGUCGUCUGUGGCCGCACCUGUGGAGUGGCGUCGUGGAGAUGAGAUCCUGAGGACCAGCAGCAAAUACAGUCUGCAUCAGGAGGGCACGGUACUGGAGCUGGCGAUUCGAGACCUGAGGCCUCUGGACAGUGGGCAGUACUCAUGCUCCUUUGGGGAUCAGAUCACCUCGGCCACACUCACUGUGAAGGCCCUGCCUGCCCAGUUCAUAAGAAAACUGAGAAACAAGGAGGCCACAGAAGGGACCACAACCACACUGAUAUGUGAGCUGAGCAAGGAGGCCCCUGUGGAGUGGAGGAAGGGGACUGAGACCCUUAGAGAUGGGGACAGAUACAGCCUAAAGCAGGACGGGGCCGUGUGUGAGCUGCAUAUCCAAGGCCUGGCCAUGGCGGAUGCUGGAGAGUUCUCGUGUGUGUGUGGGCAGGAAAGGACGUCGGCUACGCUGACUGUCAGAGCACUGCCUGCACAGUUCAUAGGAAGACUAAGAAACCAAGAGUCCAUGGAAGGGACCACGGUCACACUGCACUGUGAACUGAGCAAGGUGGCCCCUGUGGAGUGGAGGAAGGGGUCUGAGAUCCUCAGAGAUGGAGGCAGAUAUAGCCUGAGGCAGAAUGGUGCCAUCUGUGAGCUGCAGAUCCACAGCCUGGCUGAGGCAGAUGCUGGGGAGUACUCCUGUAUGUGUGGGCAGGAGAGGACCUCAGCCAUGCUGACCAUCAAGGCCCUGCCCGCCAAGUUCACAGAGGGUCUGAGAAAUGAAGAGGCCAUGGAAGGGGCCACAGCAAUGCUGCACUGUGAGCUGAGCAAGGCGGCCCUUGUGGAGUGGAAGAAGGGAAUGAAGACCCUCAAAGAUGGGGACAGAUACAGCCUGAGGCAGGAUGGGGCCGUGUGUGAGCUGCAGAUCCGUGGUCUGGCUGUGGCGGAUGCUGGGGAAUACUCAUGUGUGUGUGGGCAGGAGAGGACCUCGGCCACACUGACCAUCCAGGCCCUGCCUGCCCAAUUCAUAGAAAAACUGAGAAGUAAAGAGGCCACAGAAGGGACCACAGCCACACUGCAUUGUAAACUGAGCAAGGCGGCUUCUGUGGAGUGGAAGAAGGGGCUGGAGACCCUCAGAGAUGGGAGCACUUACGGUCUGAGACAGGAUGGGGCCAUAUGCGAGCUACAGAUCCAUAGUGUGGUUCCGAAGGAUGCUGGAGAGUAUUCCUGUGUGUGCGGGCAGGAGAAGACCUCAGCCACACUGACCGUCAGGGCCCUGCCCGCCAAGUUCCAAGAGCAUCUGAGGAGUGAAGAGGCCAUGGAAGGGGCGAUGGCCACCCUGCACUGUGAGCUGAGCAGGGCGGCCGCUGUGGAGUGGAGGAAAGGUUCUGAGACCAUCAGGCAUGGGGGCAGAUACAGCCUGAGGCAGGACGGGGUCACCUGUGAGCUGCAGAUCCGUGACCUGGCUGAGGCAGAUGCUGGAGAGUACACCUGUGUGUGCGGGCAGGAGAGGACCUCGGCCACACUGACCAUCAGGGCCUUGCCUGCCAAGUUUAAAAAGGCUCUGAGAAAUGAAGAGGCCACAGAAGGGGCCACAGUCAGGCUGCACUGUGAGCUGAGCAAGGUGGCCCCCGUGGAGUGGAGGAAGGGGCCCGAGAUGCUCAGAGAUGGAGGCAGAUACAGCCUGAGGCAAGACGGGACUGUGUGUGAGCUUCAGAUUUGUGGCCUGGCUGUGGCAGAUGCUGGAGAGUACUCCUGCAUGAGUGGGCAGGAGAGGACAUCAGCCAUGCUGAAUGUGAAGGCCCUGCCUGCCAGAUUCAUAGAAGAUGUGAGAAGCCAAGAGGCCAAGGAAGGGACCACAGCCACACUACGAUGUGUGCUGAGCAAGGCAGCCUCUGUGGAAUGGAGAAAGGGGCCUGAGAUUCUCAGAGAUGGAGGCAGAUACAGCUUGAGGCAAGAUGGGACCGUAUGUGAGCUGCAGAUUCAUGAUCUGACCGAAGAGGAUGCUGGAGAGUACACCUGUGUGUGCGGGCAGGAGAAGACCUCAACCACACUGACCAUCAGGGCCCUGCCCACCAAGUUCAAAGAGCAUCUGAGGAGUGAAGAGGCCAUGGAAGGGGCGAUGGCCACCCUGCACUGUGAGCUGAGCAAGGCAGCCCCUGUGGAGUGGAGGAAAGGUUCUGAGACCAUCAGGCAUGGGGGCAGAUACAGCCUGAGGCAGGACGGGAUCACCUGUGAGCUGCAGAUCCGUGACCUGGCUGAGGCAGAUGCUGGAGAGUACACCUGUGUGUGUGGGCAGGAGAAGACCUCAGCCACACUGACCAUCAGGGCCCUACCUGCCAAGUUUAAAGAGGGUCUAAGGAAUGAAAAGACCGUGGAAGGGACCAUGGUCACACUGCACUGUGAGCUGAGCAAGGCGGCCCCUGUGGAAUGGAGGAAGGGGUCCGAGAUCCUCAGAGAUGGGGGCAGAUACAGCCUGAGGCAGGACGGGGUCACCUGUGAGCUGCAGAUCAGUGACCUGACUGUGGAGGAUGCUGGGGAGUACGUGUGUGUAUGUGGGAAGGAGAAGACCUCAGCCACACUGAUUGUCGGGGCCCCGCAAGUGGUGUUUCGGGAGCCUCUACAGAGCCUGCAGGCUGAGGAGGGCUCCAUGGUCAGCUUGCGGUGCCAGCUGUCUGCAGCCGAUGCCACUGUUAUAUGGAGCAAGGGUGGCCUGGAACUGCUAACCGAUGAGCGCCGGGAGCUGAGGCAGCGGGGCCGCACUGCAGAACUUGUGCUUCGGAACCUCCGGCGGGAAGAUGCUGGCGAGUACACCUGUGCCUGCGGCUCCCAGGCCACUAGUGCCACGCUCACCGUCACAGCUGCGCCUGUGCGGUUCCUCCAGGAGCUGCAGGCCCAGGAGGUGGAUGAGGGAGCCACAGCACACCUGCGCUGCGAGCUGAGCCAGGCGGGUGUGGGUGUAGAGUGGCGCAAGGGCUCCCUCCAGCUCUUCCCUUGUGCCAAGUACCAGAUGGUGCAGGAGGGCACAGCUGCUGAGCUGCUGGUGUGUGGCGCCGAGCAGGAGGAUGCAGGCGACUACACCUGUGACACAGGCCAUGCGCAGAGCACAGCCAGCCUCUCCAUCCGUGCCCCCAGGCCCAAGUUCAAGACCAGGCUGCAGAGUGUGGAGCAGGAGGUGGGCACUGUGGCCCGGCUCUGCUGUCAACUGACCGAGGCUGAGUCCAAGGUCCCCGUGCAGUGGCUCAAGGAGGGUGUGGAGCUGCCAAUGGGCCCCAAGUAUGAGAUGCGGCAUCAGGGGGCCACCUGUGAGCUGCUUAUCCACGGGCUGGAGGCCAAGGACACUGGCGAGUACGCCUGCAUGGUGGGUGGUCAGAAAACCCUGGCCUCCCUCAGGGUCAAAGAGCCUGAGGUGACCAUUGUACGAGGACUGGUCGAUUCUGAGGUCCAGGCAGAAGAGGAUGUGAAAUUCAGCUGCGAGGUGUCACAAGCUGGAGCCAAGGAUGUGCAGUGGCGCCUCCAGGGCUUGCCGUUGCAGAGCAAUGAGGUGACAGAGGUGGCUGUGCAGGAUGGCUGCAUCCACACGCUCUUGCUGAAGGGUGUGACACCUGAGGACGCCGGCACUGUCUCCUUCCAUGUGGGCAGCCACUCGUCUUCUGCCCAGCUCACUGUCCGAGCCCCUGAAGUGACCAUCCUGGAGCCUCUUCAAGACAUACAGCUCAGCGAGGGCCAGGAUGCCCACUUCCGGUGCCGGCUGUCCAGGGCUUCGGGCCAGGAGGUUCGCUGGGCUUUGGGAGGGGUGCCCUUGCAGGCCAACGAAAUGAAUGACAUCGUCGUGGAAGAGGGCACGCUCCACUUGCUCACUCUGCACAAGGUGACUCUCGAGGAUGCUGGAACCAUCAGUUUCCAAGUGGGCUCAUGUACUUCAGAGGCCCAGCUGAAGGUCACAGCCAAGAACACGGUGGUGCGGAGCCUGGAGAAUGUGGAGGCUCCUGAGGGUGGCGAGGCACUUUUCGAGUGCCAGCUGUCCAGGCCCGAGGUGGCUGCCCAUACCUGGCUGCUGGACGACGAGCCUGUGCGCACCUCAGAGAACGCUGAGGUGGUCUACUUUGAGAACGGCCUGCGGCAUUUGCUACUGCUCAAAAACCUGCGGCCACAGGACAGCUGCCGGGUGACUUUCCUGGCCGGGGAUGUGGUGACUUCUGCAUUCCUCACCGUCAGAGGCUGGCGCCUAGAGGUCCUAGAACCCCUUCAGGAUGUGGCUGUACGAGCUGGUGCACAGGCCCACUUCAGCUGCACACUCAGUGAGGCGGUGCCCGUGGGCGAGGCGUCUUGGUACAUCAAUGGAGCUAUAGUCCAUCCUGAUGAUUCCGGCUGGACGGUCACUGCUGAUGGCAGCCACCACACCUUGCUGCUGCGCAAUGCCCAGCUGCACCAUGCUGGAGAGGUUACUUUUGCUGCCCGUGAUGCUGUGACCUCAGCAAGGCUCACUGUGCUGGGCCUCCCUGACCCCCCAGAGGAUGCUGAGGUGGUGGGUCGCAGUGGCCACUCUGUGACGCUGUCCUGGGUGGCUCCCACCAGUGAUGGUGGUGGUGGUCUUUGUGGCUAUCGGGUGGAGAUGAAAGAGGGGACCACGGGCCAGUGGCGUCUGUGUCACGAGCUGGUGCCUGGGCCUGAGUGUGUGGUGGAUGGACUGGCUCCUGGGGAGACCUAUCGCUUCCGUGUGGCAGCCGGGGCCGUGGGUCCUGUUGGUGCUGGGGAGCCUGUGCACCUGCCCCAGACAGUCAGGCUUGAGCCUCAGGAGCCUGUGCCUCCCCCACCCCCUGCCUCUGAGAGCCGGCAGGCAGCCACUGGUGAGGAUGUCUGUCUGGAGUUUGAGGUGGCAGCUGAUGCUGGUGAGGUCGUCUGGCACAAGGGGACAGAACGCAUCCAGCCCAGUGGACACUUUGAGGUCCUUUCCCAGGGUCGGCGGCAGAUGCUAGUGAUCAGAGGCUUCACAGCGGAAGACCAGGGUGAAUACCGCUGCAGCCCACGCCAGGACCUGGCAUCCACUGCGGCUGCCACUUUCCAGGUGGCACUGACCCCAGGCUCUGGAGAUGAAGCCCCCACUCAGCCCAGCUUGCCGCCAGAGGCAGCCCAAGAGGGUGACCUGCACCUGCUGUGGGAGGCCCUGGCCCGGAAGCGCCGCAUGAGCCGUGAGCCCACACUGGACUCUAUCAGUGAGCUUCCUGAAGAGGAUGGCCGUGUGCAGCGCCUGCGCCAGGAGGCAGAGGAGGUGGCUCCUGACCUCUCUGAGGGCUACUCCACAGCUGAUGAGCUGGCACGCACUGGAGAGGCUGACCUUUCACACACCAGCUCUGAUGAUGAGUCCCGGGCGGGUACACCGUCCCUGGUUACCUAUCUCAAGAAGGCUGGGAAACCUGGUAUCUCGCCGCUGGUCAGCAAGGUUGGGGCCCCAACAGCCCCCUCUGCAAGACUACAGAAACAACAGGAGCAGCCUGUUGCAGUGUGCCCACCACCAGGGGACCUGAGUGCUGAGGACCUGGGUGAUCCUUCCAUGGACAAGGCAGCUGUGAAGAUCCAAGCUGCCUUUAAGGGCUACAAGGUUCGCAAGGAGAUGAAGCAGCAGGAAGGGCUCGUGUUCUCCCGCACGUUUGGGGACACUGAGGCACAGGUGGGUGAUGCACUGCGGCUGGAGUGUGUAGUGGCAAGCAAGACAGAUGUGCAGGCCCGCUGGCUGAAGGAUGGUGUCGAGCUGACCGAUGGGCGGCACCACCACAUUGACCAGCUUAGAGACGGAACCUGUUCUCUACUGGUCACUGGCCUGGGCCACGCUGAUGCUGGGCGCUAUACCUGUCAGGUGAGCAACAAGUUUGGUCACGUGGCCCACAGUGCCUGUGUGGUGGUCAGUGGGACAGAGAGCGAGGCUGAGAGCUCCUCAGGAGGUGAACUGGAUGAUGCCUUCCGCCGGGCUGCCCGGCGGCUGCACCGGCUCUUCCGCACCAAGGGUUCAGCUGAAGUUUCAGAUGAGGAGAUCUUCCUCAGUGCUGACGAGGGCACCAUGGAGUUGGAGGAGCCUGCAGACUGGCAGACAUACCGUGAAGAUGAGCAUUUUGUCUGCAUCCGUUUUGAGACACUUGCUGAGGCCCGCCGUGCAGUCACCUGCUUCCGGGACAUGUUUGCUACAUUGGGCAUCGGAGUGGAGAUUAACCUCGUGGAGCAGGGUCCCCGGGGGGUAGAGAUGCGCAUUGGCAAGGUGGCCCCUGUUCCUGUGGUGCCUCGGGAGCCAGUGCCCAGCCUGCUGACUUCUGAUGCCGCCCCAGUGUUCCUGACAGAGUUGCAGAACCAAGAAGUGCAGGAUGGAUAUCCUGUGAGCUUUGACUGUGUGGUGACAGGCCAGCCUGUGCCCAAUGUGCGCUGGUUCAAGGAUGGGAAAUUGUUGGAGGAGGAUGACCACUACAUGAUCAAUGAGGACCAGCAGGGUGGCCACCAGCUUAUCAUCACAGCGGUGGUACCAGCAGACAUGGGUGUCUACCGCUGUCUGGCUGAGAACAGCAUGGGUGUCUCUUCCACCAAAGCUGAGCUCCGUGUGGACCUGACAAGCACAGACUAUGACACUGCAGCUGAUGCCACGGAGACCUCAUCAUACUUCAGUGCCCAAGGCUACCUGUCCAGCCGGGAACAAGAGGGAACAGAGUCCACUACAGAUGAGGGGCAGCUGCCUCAGGUGGUAGAGGAGCUAAAAGACCUCCAGGUGGCCCCUGGCACACGCCUUGCCAAGUUUCAGCUCAAAGUAAAAGGCUACCCAGCACCUAGACUGUACUGGUUCAAAGACGGACAGCCAUUGACUGCAUCUGCCCACAUCCGAAUGACUGACAAGAAGACCCUGCACACCCUGGAGAUCAUCUCAGUCACCCAGGAGGAUGCUGGCCAGUAUGCAGCCUACAUCAGCAAUGCUGUGGGUGCCGCCUACUCAUCUGCCCGGCUGCUAGUCCGAGGCCCUGAUCAACCAGAAGAGAAGCCAGCAUUAGAUGUGCAUGAGCAGCUUAUACCACCCCGAAUCCUGGAGAAGUUUACCCCCAAGAAAGUGAAGAAGGGCUCCAGCAUCACGUUUUCUGUGAAGGUAGAAGGAUGCCCAGCUCCCACCGUGCAUUGGCUCAAAGAGGAGGCUGAGAAGGGUGUGCUGUGGAUUGGCCCCAACACACCAGGCUACACUGUGGCCAGCUCUGCCCAGCAGCAUAGCUUGGUCCUGCUGGAUGUGGGCCGGCAACAUCAGGGCACUUACACAUGCAUCGCCACCAAUGCAGCUGGCCAGGCCCUGUGCUCUGCUGGCCUGCACAUCUCGGGCCUGCCCAAAGAGGCGGAGCAAGAGAAAGUGAAGGAGGCACUCAUCUCCACCUUCCUCCAGGGAACGACCCAAGCCAUCUCCACACAGAUGUCGGAAUCUGCAGGUUUCACUGACCUUGCUGGGCAGAGGACAGGGGAGCCCCUGGUGGCCAAGGAGGCCCACGGACACCUAUCCCUAGCUGAGGUGGGCACAGAGGAGUUCCUGCAGAAACUCACUUCUCAGAUCACUGAGAUGGUAUCAGCCAAGAUUACACAGGCCAAGCUGCAGGUGCCUGGAGGAGACAGUGAUGAGGAGUCCAAGACGCCGUCUGCUUCUCCUCGGCAUGGCCGCUCACGGCCUUCCUCCAGCGUCCAGGAGUCUUCCUCAGAGUCAGAGGAUGGUGACUCCCGUGGUGAGAUCUUUGAUAUCUACGUGGUCACAGCCGACUACCUGCCCCUGGGUGCUGAGCAGGAUGCCAUCACACUGCGAGAAGGCCAGUAUGUAGAGGUCCUUGACUCGGCCCACCCGCUGCGCUGGCUUGUGCGCACCAAGCCCACCAAAUCCAGCCCUUCAAGGCAGGGCUGGGUGUCACCUGCCUACCUGGACAAAAGGCUCAAGCUUUCACCUGAAUGGGGGGCAGCCGAGGCUCCUGAGUUCCCUGGGGAGGCCAUGUCUGAAGAUGAGUAUAAGACGAAGCUAAGCUCUGUCAUCCAGGAGCUGCUGAGCUCAGAGCAGGCCUUUGUGAAUGAGCUGCAGUUCCUGCAGAGCCACCACAUGCGACAUUUGGACCGCUGCCCCCAUGUGCCCGCCGCUGUGGCCAGCCAGAAGGCAGUCAUCUUCCGCAAUGUGCAGGACAUCAGCCACUUCCACAGCAGCUUCUUGCAGGAGCUGCAGCACUGUGACACAGAUGAUGAUGUGGCCAUGUGCUUCAUCAAGAACCAGGCAGCCUUUGAGAAGUACCUGGAGUUCCUGGUGGGCCGAGUGCAGGCCGAGUCAGUGGUUGUCAGCACGGCUGUCCAGGAGUUCUACAAGAAGUACACAGAGGAGGCGCUCUCAGCUGGAGAUCCCUCUCAGCCGCCCCCACCACCGCUGCAGCACUACCUGGAGCAGCCAGUGGAGCGGGUGCAGCAAUACCAGGCCCUGCUGAAGGAACUGAUCCGUAACAAAGCUCGAAACAGGAAGAACUGUGCACUGCUGGAACAAGCCUAUGCGGUGGUGUCAGCCCUGCCCCAGCGCGCUGAGAACAAGCUACACGUGUCUCUUAUGGAGAACUACCCCGGCACCCUGGAGGCCCUGGGCGAGCCCAUCCGCCAGGGCCACUUCAUCGUGUGGGAGGGAGCACCAGGGGCCCGGAUGCCUUGGAAGGGCCACAACCGCCAUGUCUUCCUCUUCCGUAACCACCUGGUGAUCUGCAAGCCCCGGCGAGACUCUCGCACCGAUACCUUCAGCUAUGUGUUCCGGAACAUGAUGAAGUUGAGCAGCAUCGACCUGAAUGACCAGGUGGAGGGGGAUGAUCGUGCCUUCGAGGUGUGGCAUGAGCGAGAGGACUCAGUGCGCAAGUACCUGCUGCAGGCGCGGACGGUCAUCAUCAAGAACUCGUGGGUGAAGGAGAUCUGUGGCAUCCAGCAGCGCCUGGCCCUGCCUGUGUGGCGUCCCCCAGACUUCGAAGAGGAGUUAGCUGACUGCACAGCUGAAUUGGGCGAGACAGUCAAGUUGGCCUGCCGUGUGACAGGCACACCCAAGCCCAUUGUCAGCUGGUACAAAGAUGGGAAACCAGUGGAGGUGGACCCUCAUCACAUCCUCAUUGAAGACCCUGAUGGCUCCUGUGCUCUCAUCUUGGACAACUUGACUGGUGUGGACUCUGGCCAGUACAUGUGCUUUGCAGCCAGUGCUGCUGGAAAUGCCAGCACCCUUGGCAAAAUCUUGGUGCAAGUUCCCCCACGAUUUGUGAACAAGGUCCGGGCUGCACCCUUUGUGGAGGGAGAGGAUGCCCAGUUCACCUGCACCAUUGAAGGCGCUCCAUAUCCUCAGAUCAGGUGGUACAAGGAUGGAGCCCUGCUGACCCCUGGCAGCAAGUACCGGAUGCUAAGUGAGCCCCACAGUGGCAUUCUGGUGCUGGUGAUCCGGGCAGCCACAAAGGAAGACCUGGGACACUAUGAGUGUGAGUUGGUGAACCGACUGGGCACGACGCGAGGCAGUGGGGAGUUGUACAUGCAGAGCCCUACGCAGCGGGCCCGGGACCAGCUCCACAAGGAACAGCUUGUGGCUGCUGUGGAAGACUCCAUCCUGGACCGAGGUGAGCAGGAGGUCACAUCUGUCCUGCCGAGGCUGCUGGGCCCCGAGGCUGUGGACCCCUCUAAAGGGGACCUCACUGGCACUGGCUCCAGAGGGUCUCUUGAACUCCAGGAAGCUGGUCCCCAGCCUCCAGGUGUGGGAGCUUCGGAUAUACCUGCCGAAUCCCCAAAGGUGCUGCAGUCUAUCUCUCAUGAAGGCCUGAAGCAGGAGCCUGAGGCCAGUGCUGGGCCACAGGCACGGACCAUACCCAUUCGGGUGGAGGGCGCAGCCUGGCCAGGCGCAGGUGCAGGUGCAGGGGAGCUGCUCUGGGACGUCCACAGCCACGUGGUCACAGAGACCACGCAAAGGACCUACGUGUACCAGGCCAUCGAUGCAGGCACUGCAAGGCCCCCAUCCAUGCAGGUCACCAUUGAGGAUGUCCAGGUACAGACAGGUGGCACAGCACAGUUUGAGGCUGUCAUCGAGGGCAACCCACAGCCCAUGGUAACCUGGUACAAGGACAGUGUUCAGCUGAUGGAUGGUGCCCGGAUCAGCCAGCAGCAAGAAGGGACCACAUACUCCCUGGUGCUGAAGGAUGUGGCCCCACAUGAUGCCGGUGUCUACACCUGCCUUGCUCGCAAUGCUGGUGGCCAAGUGCUCUGCAAGGCAGAGCUGCUGGUUCAUGGGGAGGACAGUGAGGCAGACUCAGAGAAGCAAAGCUACCGGAGGAAGCUGCACUCCUUCUAUGAGGUCAAGGAGGAGAUUGGAAGGGGUGUGUUUGGCUUUGUGAAAAGAGUACAGCAUAAAGGAAACAAGAUCUCAUGUGCUGCCAAGUUCAUCCCCCUGCGGAGCAAAACUCGCACCCAGGCAUACCAGGAGCGAGACAUCCUGGCCACUCUGAGCCACCCACUGAUCACAGGGCUGCUGGACCAGUUUGAGACCCGGAAGACCCUUAUUCUAAUCUUGGAGCUGUGCUCAUCUGAGGAACUGCUGGACCGCCUGUUCAAGAAGAGUGUGGUGACCGAGGCUGAGGUCAAGGUCUACAUCCAGCAGCUUGUGGAGGGAUUGCAGUACCUGCACAACCAUGGAAUCCUUCACCUGGACAUAAAGCCUCCCAACAUCCUGAUGGUGCAUCCUGCUCGGGAAGACAUUAAAAUCUGUGACUUUGGCUUUGCCCAAAAAAUCACCCCAGCAGAGCCACAGUACAGCAAGUUUGGCUCCCCUGAAUUUGUCUCCCCUGAGAUCAUCGAGCAGACCCCCGUGAGCGAGGCCUCCGACAUCUGGGCCAUGGGGGUCAUCUCCUACCUCAGCCUGACCUGCUCAUCACCAUUUGCGGGCGAGAGUGACCGUGCCACGCUUCUGAACAUUCUGGAGGGGCGGGUGUCUUGGAGCAGCCCCACAGUUGCCCACAUCAGUGAGGAUGCCAAGGAUUUCAUCAAGGCCACACUGCAGAGAGCCCCAGGGGCCCGACCCAGUGCCUCCCAGUGCCUUGCCCACCCCUGGUUCCUGAAAUCCAUGCCGGCUGAGGAGGCCCACUUCAUCAACACCAAGCAACUCAAGUUCCUCUUGGCCCGAAGUCGCUGGCAGCGCUCCCUGAUGAGCUACAAGUCCAUCCUGGUGAUGCGCUCCAUCCCUGAGCUGCUGCAGGGCCCACCGGACAGUCCAUCCCUUGGAGUGGCCCGGCACCUGCGCAGAGAUGCCAGUGGCUCUUCCAGCUCCUCUUCCUCUUCAGACACUGAACUCGCCCCGUUCGCCCGGGCCAAGUCACUGCCGCCCUCCCCCGUGACCCACUCCCCACUGCUGCACCCUCGGGGUUUCCUGCGGCCCUCAGCCAGCCUGCCAGAGGAGGCCGAAGCCUGCACACCCACUGAGGCUGCAGCCCCGCCUGCAUCACCCCAGGGUGCUGGGCCACCAGCUGCCCCUGGCUGUGUGCCCCGGCACAGUGUCAUCCGCAGCCUGUUCUAUCAGCAGGCAGGCGAGGGCCCGGAGCGUGGGGGCCCAUCUCUAGGGGGCAGGCGGCACCCAGCCCGGAGGCGGCACCUGCUGAAGGGCGGGUACAUUGCAGGGGCGAUGCCAGGCCUGCGUGAGCCACUGAUGGAGCAUCGCGUACUGGAGGAGGAGGCUGCCAGGGAGGAGCAAGCGGCCCUGAUGACCAAAGUACCCUCCUUUGAGACUGCCCUGCGCUUGCCCAGCUCCAGCACCCGCAGGGCCCCUGGUCAAAGCCACUCCCUGGACUUUGAUCCACCCAGCACCACUAGCCCUUCGCAAGAGGCCUGCCAUGAGGGACAGUGUCCCUCACGGGUGGUUUCUGAGGAUUCUGCCAGGGAGACAAGGCAACCCAAAGGGUCCCUGCAGGAGCCCAAGCUAUAUCCAUCCACUGGUGGUGACUCCAGUUCUCUUCAGCAAGAGUUGUCCCAGGACAGCCAUCAGGGACAGCUGGUCCCCUCCUCUCACCUCCAGCAGGGUUCUGUACCUCAGGAGGGCUGUGGUCCCUGCUCGGUUGUACAGCCUCCAGGUCUCUCCUCUCCAAAGUCAUGCACACAGACCCUCUUGGCACCCUCUGGCCCCGUCCUCUCUGAACAGCCCCAGGUACCCCCUUCCCCAGCUCAUGACUGCCCCCUCCCAAGCUCUGGGAUGGGGUUGGAUGACAUCUCUCAUUCCAGGAGGCCAAAGCCCAUCACCUCCAGUUUUCAAGGGCCUGUCUCCCAGUUGGGCACAAAACCUGGGGCCUCCUUGGACACUGAGGGCUUGACCCAGGAAGCUGGGGAUUCACCUGACUCUACACCCACCCUACAGCGGCCUCAGGAGCAGGCAACCACCCGGAAGUUCUCCCUGGGCUGCCGAGGGGGCUAUGCAGGGGUGGCAGGCUACGGCACCUUUGCCUUUGGUGGGGAUGCAGGGGGCAUGUUGGGACAGGGCCCUCUGUGGGCCAGGAUGGCUUGGGCUGUGUCCCAGUCCUCAGAGGAGCAAGACGAGGUGGGUGCUGAAAGCCUGCCACCCCAGGCCAGCAAGGGGCCUGUGUCUGAGACCAGUGGGGUUCCCUCAAGGGCCUCCCCAGAGGUGGCCUCAUGGGAUGAUGCUGGUCAGGUCUCUCUGGUACAAAUCCAGGACCUGUCUGGGGACUCAGAGGCAGCAGACACCAUAUCCCUAGAUAUUUCAGAGGUGGAUCCUGCCUACCUCAACCUUUCCCAUCUCUAUGACAUCAAGUAUCUCCCGUUUGAGUUCAUGAUCUUUAGGAAGGUCCCCAAGCCCUUGGAGCAGGAGCCACCCUCCCCUGUGGAGGAGGCUGGAGAGGGACUGGCAGAGUUCCCAGAAGCCAUGUGGCCCUGGCCAGGGGAGCUGGGCCCGCAAGCCAGCCUAGAGAUCACAGAGGAGCCAGAGGACUUGGAAGCCCUGCUGGGGAAGACCACAACAGGCAGGAAACGCAAGUGGUCUUCCCCCUCGCAAGGCCUCUUCCACUUCCCUGGGAAGUACCUGCAGCUGGAGGAGCCUGUGGAGCUUGGGCUGCGUCAGAGGGUGAAGGCCUCCAUGGUUCACAUCUCCCGGAUCCUGAAGGGCAAGCCUGAAGGUCUGGAGAAGGAGGGGCCUCCUAGGAAGAAGUCAGGCCUAGCUUCCUUCCGGCUGUCAGGUCUGAAGAGUAAGGACCAAGCACCAUCAUUUCUAAGGGAGCUUUCAGAUGAGACUGUGGUCCUAGGCCAGUCGGUGACACUGGCCUGUCAAGUGUCAGCCCAGCCAGCUGCCCAGGCUACUUGGAGCAAAGAUGGGACCCUCUUGGAGAGCAGCAGCCGCCUCCUUAUUUCCUCCACCCUCAAGAACUUUCAGCUUCUGACCAUCCUGGUGGUGACUGCUGAAGACCUGGGUGUGUACACCUGCACUGUAAGCAACUCGCUGGGGACAGCAGCCACCACAGGUGUUCUCCGGAAAGCAGAACGUCCGUCAUCCUCCCCACGUCCAGACAUUGGGGAGGUGUAUGAGGAUGGAGUGCUGCUCGUCUGGAAGCCUGUGGAGUCCUGUGGCCCUGUGACCUACAUUGUGCAGUGCAGCCUGGAAGGUGGCAGCUGGACUACGCUGGCUUCUGACAUCUUUGACUGCUGCUACCUCACCAGCAAGCUUUCUCGGGGAGGCAUGUACGCCUUCCGAACAGCCUGUGUGAGCAAGGCAGGGAUGGGCCCCUACAGCAGCCCCUCGGAGCAGGUCCUCCUUGGAGGACCCAGCCACCUGGCCUCUGAAGUGGAGAGUGGCCAGGGCCGGCCAGCCCCACCCCUCCCCAGCACGCAGACCUUCGCUUUCCAGAUGCAGAUCCGGAGGGGUCGCUUCAGUGUGGUACGGCAGUGCCGGGAGAAGUCCAGUGGACGGGUGCUAGCUGCUAAGAUUGUCCCUUAUCGGAAGGAAGACAAGAUGGCUGUGCUGCAGGAAUACGAGGCCCUCAAGGGCCUGCGCCAUCCACACCUGGCCCAGCUGCACGCUGCCUACCUCAGUCCCCGGCACCUGGUGCUCAUCUUGGAGCUGUGCUCUGGGCCCGAGCUACUCCCAUGCCUGGCUGAAAGGGCCUCCUACUCAGAAUCCGAGGUGAAGGACUACCUCUGGCAGAUUCUGAGUGCCACCCAGUACCUGCAUGCCCAGUGCAUCCUGCACUUGGACCUCAGAUCGGAGAAUAUGAUCGUCACUGAAUACAACCUGCUCAAAAUCGUAGACCUGGGGAAUGCCCAGAGUCUCAGCCAGGAGAAGGUGCUGCCUUCAGAGAAAUUCAAGGACUACCUGGAGACCAUGGCUCCUGAGCUCCUGGAGGGACAGGAGGCUGUCCCACAGACGGAUAUCUGGGCCAUCGGAGUGACGGCUUUUAUCAUGCUCAGCGCCGAGUACCCAGUGAGCAGUGAGUGGACGCGUGACCUGCAAAAAGGCCUGCGCAAGGGGCUCAUCCGUCUCAGCCGAUGCUACGCGGGGCUGUCCGGGGGCGCCGUGGCUUUCCUCCGCAGCACUCUGUGUGCCCACCCGUGGGGUCGGCCCUGCGCGUCCAGCUGCCUGCAGUCCCCGUGGCUGACCGAGGAGGGCCCAGCCGGAUCCAGGCCGGCGCCGGUGACCUUCCCCACCGCGCGGCUGCGCGCCUUCGUGCGCGAGCGCGAGAAGAGGCGGGCGCUGCUGUACAAGAGGCACAACCUGGCCCCCGUGCGCUGAGCACCGGCUUCGGGUGGCGAAUUGCAGCGGGUGGCUUCUCUGGGCCACACCCCUUGGCAUCCAUCCAGAUCUCGCAGCAAGUGCACAGGAACGCCAAUUAAAACAAAGCAAA
Molecule: messenger RNA, 26172 nt
Organism: Tupaia belangeri chinensis (Chinese tree shrew)
Lineage: Eukaryota; Metazoa; Chordata; Mammalia; Scandentia; Tupaiidae
Gene: OBSCN
Product: obscurin, cytoskeletal calmodulin and titin-interacting RhoGEF
Exons: 114
Coding region: 162-26060 (8632 amino acids)
Biological process (GO): protein phosphorylation
Molecular function (GO): ATP binding; guanyl-nucleotide exchange factor activity; protein kinase activity
Source: RefSeq, a predicted model, not a curated record